Molecule: messenger RNA, 649 nt
Organism: Calliphora vicina (urban bluebottle blowfly)
Lineage: Eukaryota; Metazoa; Arthropoda; Insecta; Diptera; Calliphoridae
Exons: 2
Coding region: 97-546 (149 amino acids)
Source: RefSeq, a predicted model, not a curated record
UUCAAAUGCAAUCAUCUGUUAAAUUGUAAUUCAGUUAAGUAAAAUCUGUUGUUAGACGCAGUCAGUCAAGUCAGUAUUCGGUAAAUCCAGAGAAACAUGAAAAUUGCAAUUGCGUGUUUUUUAUCCACAUUUGUGGUGAUAUUUAAUGAUGUAAGUGCUCAGGGUGGAGCCCCAGGAGCUUAUGGGGGAGGAGGUGGCGGUGGAGGUCCCUAUGGCGGAGGAGGUGGUCCUGGUGGAGGAUAUGGUGGUAAUGGCGGAGGAGGUGGCCCUGGUGGUGGAUAUGGAGGUAAUAGCGGAGGCUAUGGUGGCCAAGGUGGUGCCGGGGGAAGCGGUGGUUUUGGCGGUCAACCUGGACAACCAGGCCAACCAGGAGGUUAUGGUGGUAACGGCGGUUAUGGGGGCAAUGGCGGUAGCGGUGGUUAUGGUGGACAAGGAGGUCAACCUGGAGGCAGUGGCGGCUAUGGAGGCAGUGGUGGUUAUGGUGGCCAGGCAGGCCAACCUGGUGGCUACGGCGGUAAUGGGGGCAAUGGUGGUUAUGGACGCUAAUACAAAUUCAAUAAUGCUGAGCAUGUCAUAAAGUAUAACCUUUAAAAGUAUCUAAUAAAGUUAUUAUUAAAUUUUUUUAUACAAAUAUAAUUCUUUAUACAUA